ACAAAUGAGAGAUAAGAAAGGGAGAAGUUGGGGGAGUUUUGGUGAGAAGCAAUUGCCAAGGCAGCAGGAAAGCGAAAGUGGAAACAGAGCCAAUGAUUCAAAUAGAAGUUAAACCCCAUCCUCCCCAUCCCCCCUUGCAUUCAUAAGCUCCUCAGCUCUGUCCAAAUUUUGUGCUCUCCCUUCCUCUCAUGUUGAUGUAGCUCCAAGCAUAACUUUACUGGAUUUAGUGCAAAUCGACCUCUUCAUCAUAGAGGUUCUUUCUUUAUCUGGUGCCGAGAAACGUAGGGAACAUAACUAACAAUGGGAACUUCAGAUGGGACUCUCGAGUCCCGACACCGGCUAUCUUCAACAAAUGAAGAUAUGUACAAGAGAAGACCAAACAGAGGGAAAUACAGAGGAGUUGAGAAUGGCAAGUCAUUCCACUUACCAAUCCAAGACAAGACUGCAAACUGCAAGUUCUCACCAUUGAAGCUCUUCCUUGCUUUCAUAGUCUGCGGGACGCUCUUCACGAUUGUUUAUAACCCACAAGUUUACCAAAAUGACAACUCGUCUUCCUCUUCCUCCGGGCCUAGUUUUGUCAACCGGUGGAUAUGGGGUGAGGCGGAUCCAAGAUACAUAUCGAACUUAGAAAUCGAUUGGGAGGAUGUUGAGUAUAUCAUCAAUGGCAUGAUAGGUGAAGCAGAUUAUUACGGGAUCGGGAUUUUGAACUUCAACAGGAGCGAGAUCAACCAAUGGAGGAACCUUUUCCCCAAGGCCAAGCAAGUCGUUCUUCACCUAAAUUAUGCUGCCGGAGACUUAACUUGGGAGUCGCUUUACCCUGAAUGGAUCGAUGAAGAAGAGGAGGAAGAAGUCCCCCUUUGCCCGAGCCUCCCGAAGAUAAGAUCCCCGGGUUCACGGAUCAAUUUAAUUGCUGUCAAGCUCCCAUGCAGGAACGAGGGAAACUGGUCGAGGGACGUCGCUCGGCUCCACCUGCAGCUUGAAGCAGCUCGGCUUGCAGCUUCAGCCAAGGGUGGGUACCCGGUGCAUGUACUAAUAAUCACGAGAUGUUUUCCGAUCCCGAACUUGUUUACUGGCAAAGAGCUUGUCACGAGAAGAGGAAGCGUUUGGCUAUAUAAGCCGAAUCCAAGCGUAUUGAGAGAGAAGUUGCAGCUUCCUGUUGGAUCCUGCGAAUUGGCACUUCCUUUGAAGGUUAAAGAUCGGGUUUACGAGGGAAAUCCACGGAGGGAAGCAUAUGCUACAAUUCUUCACUCCGCUCAUGUGUAUGUCUGCGGGGCCAUUGCCGCAGCCCAGAGCAUCCGAAUGGUGGGCUCCAACCGGGACCUUGUGAUACUCAUUGACGAGACCAUUAGCGCCUAUCACAGGAGCGGGCUUGAGGCAGCAGGAUGGAAGAUCAGGACGAUACAGAGGAUCCGAAACCCAAAGGCCGAGAAAGACGCGUAUAAUGAGUGGAACUACAGCAAGUUCCGACUUUGGCAGUUGACGGACUAUGACAAGAUCAUCUUCAUCGACGCGGAUCUACUAAUAUUAAGGAACAUCGAUUUCUUGUUUGGGAUGCCUGAAAUUUCUGCUAUCGGGAACAACGCAACCCUGUUCAACUCUGGGGUGAUGGUGAUCGAGCCGUCAAACAGCACCUUCAAUCUCCUGAUGGAGCACAUAAACGAGAUCGAGUCCUACAAUGGUGGAGACCAGGGUUACUUGAACGAGAUCUUUACAUGGUGGCACAGGAUACCAAGGGACAUGAACUUCUUAAAGCACUUCUGGAUUGGGGACGAGGAGCAGAAGAAGCAAAUGAAAACCCGACUCUUCGGGGCUGAGCCUCCGAUCUUGUACGUUCUGCAUUACCUGGGAGUAAAGCCGUGGCUGUGCUUCAGAGACUAUGACUGUAACUGGAACGUGGACUUCUUCCAGGAGUUUGCAAGCGACGUCGCCCACGCGCGAUGGUGGAAGGUGCACGAUGCGAUGCCCAAGAUGCUGCAGCAGUUCUGCAUGCUAAAGUCGAAGCAGAAGGCACAGUUGGAGUGGGACCGAAGGCAGGCUGAGAAGGGGAACUACUCGGACUGCCACUGGAGGAUUCAGAUCACGGACUCGAGGCUGAAGAAGUGCAUAGACAAUGUGUGCAACUGGAAGAGCAUGUUGGGCCACUGGGGCGAGACUAACUGGACCGACGAUGAGUUUUCCAACCCCACACCUCCCGCACUCACGGUCUCGACGGCAUCCCUCUCGGCAUUGUGAGAAGAGGCAUGAGCUCAUUGUUUUCUUGUUUUUCUCCUUUUCUGCUUCCUUUUUCUCCCUUAUUAGUUUCAAUGCAUAAAGGAUACCCAUGGGUUAGGGAGAGUUUUACACGUUUCUUUACUCACUGAGGACGGUAGCUUUUUGAUGAGUUAAAAAGCUAUUUUUUCAGGACAGCAGAUGUUUCUCCCUGGCCAUCAAAAUCCAUCCGGGAAGGAUUUCCAACGAUGAUUUUGAAUCCGAAAGAUGUCGAUCAGCGUUGACACACAGAAAAAUGUAUGAGCAGGUGGAUUUUGAUUUGGUGCUAAUAAAAAAACAAUUAGUUCUAUAUAUAAAGUAGGUCAAGAUAAUCUACCACCAAAGGGUCCAUAGCUCAGUGGUAGAGCAUUUGACUGCAGAUCAAGAGGUCACCGGUUCGAACCCGGUUGGGCCCUUUUUUUUAAAUUUUUAUUCCCCCCUUUGCCUUUGUUUUUAAACAGCCAAUUAUCUUGAUUUCCUUAAAUGGUCCUUUGAAAUUGUGGAAUUUCGAUUAAACUGAGAUGAUAAAUAAACAGAAGUUAG
Messenger RNA from Punica granatum (pomegranate), 2790 nucleotides. Lineage: Eukaryota; Viridiplantae; Streptophyta; Magnoliopsida; Myrtales; Lythraceae. The record is from RefSeq and is a predicted model, not a curated record.